AUGGCCUUCUUGCGGUUUCUACUAAUCUCUUGUUGCAUAUUAAAGGUGAUUUUUUUGAUUAAAUUGAACAUUUUCUGCUUAGUUCUUGAACUUCUUCAUGAAAUCUUCUUUUUAUUGCUAUAAUUUUUUUGUCGAGAUAUCAACAAUAGAAAAUAAGCGGAAAAAGUUUCGUCGGAAAGUUCACUCUCGAUUUUUUCGCGAGUAGCCUGCAGAAACGAGGCUUUCGGAACCGUUGUUAUCGAAAAUUUUGGAAUUUGUUUUCGUAUCAACAUCAAAAAUUUUCGAUCUCCGUGUUUUUCAAACUACUUUGAACACGAAACAAGAAAACUGUGGUUUUUUAGUGUCAUGGCUAAAAUAUAUUCACUUGCAUAAAUAAAGACUAAGAUGGAUACUUAGGCAGUCUGGACGUUGAGCUUCUCGGAAUGCAACGUCACGAGGUCUUGCUGGCAUCAGCCGCCGGCCUGUGCAGAGAACAAUCAAGGCGUCUGUAUGUCGGGAGUCGAAUGGCAGAUACUGCCCGAAGGAGUCCUCAUUGAGGUUUGUCCAACAAAUCCAUGCAUGAGUGUACCAAGACCCAAGUUCCAGAUAGAAGCCCAAACCAGCGACCUCGACCAAACGCGGCCAUUCUACGCCGCCGUCGGCUUCAGCUACAACCAGAGAAUGGUCAGUAGAAGCAUUGUUUGGGAAAAAUCUUCGCAUGUGUAGGAUGACGACACUGUGUUUGAAUGCGUCGUGACGCAAACCGGAACGGGUCAGGUGCAGCUGUCGUUCAACGACGAGUCCUUCAACCACGUCCUUCCCCAGGUUAAGGUGAAAACUUUUCAAGUUUUAAUUUUUCCAGUCUGAAGGCGUCCUCGGUUAUGGUCACAGACGGAUCGACGUCUUUUGUCGACGGAGUUUUGACUUGCAGCGGCAAGAUCCUUUUGGACAACAAGCACCUCGUUGCAAAAACGCAGCAGUUCAUGGUACUGUUCUUUUUUCUUUCUUAGAAAAAAAAUUUAUUUUUUUAGAUUCACGAUAUUGAAAAACCAGCCUCACUAUCUUUUGUUUGCUCGCGGAAAUGCCGAUCCUUUCAGUAUGUCCAUUUUUUAUACUUAAUAACUCUUAUUAAUUUUUUUUCGCAGUCUUUAAAAUUAUUUUUAAGCACUCGAGAAGGAUAUUCAUUCGACGAAUGACGGCUCACAAUUUCCAUGGAUGAGCGAUGAAAUGGUUCGAUAUUUUUCACAACUGUUUUAAAACCACUUUUUGUUCAACUUUCAGGUUCGAAUUUGUCGAAACUGCUCCGAUCACGAUCUCUACCACGUUACUCGGAUGAGACAGACCUACCACGUCGAGCGUUAUUGGCGAUAUCGCAUCGCUGUUUGGCACGGUAGUUCUGCGAUCUUGAUGUCUUCUGCAUUCGACGUCUUCAGGAAUUCUGAUGAUGUUCGCUUGGUGGGUCCUCGCCUCUACCGCAAUCCUUAUUGCUCGCUACUUCAAGCCCCUGUUCCCUCGCACUAAGCUUCUAGGUACUGCUGUAUGGUUUCAGGUUAAUAAAAAGAAAUGGCAAAGGCCAAAUUUUCAUUUCAGUUCCAUCGUGACAUGAUGGUAGCAUCAGUUGUAAUCCAAGUCAUUUGCAUUUUCUUCAUUUUUUAUCAGGCCGGUUGGAUUUGGUAUCAGUGCUCCUACCUCUGCACUUCGGAUGUAAGCCAUCCGGUUUUUCUUGAAAAACAAGCUUCAAAUAUAAACUGUAGGAUUUCGCGAAAAAGAUGCACGCUAUCACUGGCUUCACAGCAACCGUUCUAGCAGUCAUGCAGGUAUUUUCAAAAUAUUGUUUGGGAGCCGGAGAAUAUUCGACGUUUCCAGCCUAUCGGCGCUGCUCUCAGACCAGCCCCCUCUUCUGAGAACCGAAUCUGGUUCAGCUGGGGCCACUGGCUGUUCGGCAUGUUCGCCUGGUGUCUGGCCAGUAAGUCAUAACUUUUUGUGAAGUACUUGAUUUCAAUCAGAAUCUGCUCUUGAAUGCGUUUCUCAUCUUGAAAUGAAAAAAGUUCUUGACUUCCACUAAGAACUUGAAAAAAUGCGUUCACAAAUUGAUUAAACUUUUUUCCUUCCGUCCUGUCAAACUAAAGUUUUAUCAAGCUCAGCAGGUUGCAGAAGUUUGAAAAAAUGUUAGAAUUUAGAAAAAGUUACUAUUCCAUCUCUCCGAAGCUAUUCGAAACAAAUUAUCCUUUUAGCGGCAACGAUUGUACUGUCGCUGCCGAUCGGAAAGACAGGCCUCAACCGAGUUUUCGGCCAUCUUCCCAACUGGAUCGUCCUCGGUUACAUCUUGUUUUUUGUCGGCUGUAUGCUUCUGCUCGAGAUCCUGACGUCACCGAGAAGUGGAGAAAAGGCCGAAAGCGGCAUCCAGCCUCAUCGGUUCACCGUAGGACCGACAGGAAUGGCUUUGGCCAAUCUGAACACUCCAAUUCGAGAUGCUCCCAUCCCAGAGCCCAAGGUUUGCGUGACCCAUUCCGCUUCUUUGAAAUUGGUUUUAUUUUCACCAGUAAAAAUAAUGGGAGAAUGAAGGUCCACGAAAACAACAAAGAAAAAAAAUGACCAAAAACUCAGUGCAUCUCACCAUCGCAAAAAGGGGCGUGGCUCUGUGGUCUCUAAUGAAAGACCUCGGAGCAAAAAUAAUGCUUAGUGUAGUAAGAAACAUGGGAGCAGAAGUUCGAGAAAACUUCCAAUUUGUUUCGAGUUUGGUGAAAUUAUCAAGAAUUCUAAAUAAAGCUGAUUAAACAAUUUUUCAGCAGACCAAACUCCGUGUUCUCAUCGUUCUUCUUCACGUGGUGGUCAGUCUGUGUGUGGUCAUCACCUUCGCCGUGAUGCUCUUCAAAAACCUUUAUUCUCAUUCGCCAUGA
Molecule: messenger RNA, 2879 nt
Organism: Caenorhabditis auriculariae
Lineage: Eukaryota; Metazoa; Nematoda; Chromadorea; Rhabditida; Rhabditidae
Source: the annotation of a GenBank genome assembly